CCCAAGAUGGCGGCGCUGAGCAGCGGCAGUAGCUCCGAGGGGGCCUCGCUCUUCAACGGGGACAUGGAGCCUGAGCCGCCGCCCGGAGCUGGGGCCUCGUUCCUGGGGGGCAGCGGCGGCGGCGAGCCGGCCAUCCCAGAGGAGGUAUGGAAUAUCAAACAGAUGAUUAAAUUAACACAAGAACACAUAGAGGCGCUGCUGGACAAGUUUGGAGGAGAGCAUAACCCACCAUCAAUAUACUUGGAGGCCUAUGAAGAGUACACCAGCAAGUUAGAUGCUCUACAACAAAGAGAACAGCAGUUAUUGGAAUCCAUGGGGAAUGGAACUGAUUUCUCUGUCUCCAGCUCAGCUUCAACAGACACAGUUACAUCAUCUUCCUCCUCUAGCCUCUCUGUAGCACCUUCAUCCCUUUCAGUUUAUCAGAACCCCACAGAUAUGUCACGGAAUAACCCCAAGUCUCCACAAAAACCUAUUGUUAGAGUCUUCCUACCCAACAAACAGAGGACAGUGGUUCCAGCAAGAUGUGGGGUGACCGUCCGGGACAGUCUAAAGAAAGCUCUGAUGAUGAGGGGUCUUAUCCCAGAAUGCUGUGCUGUUUACAGAAUACAAGAUGGAGAGAAGAAGCCCAUUGGCUGGGACACUGACAUUUCCUGGCUCACAGGAGAGGAGUUGCACGUGGAAGUCUUGGAGAAUGUGCCGCUUACCACACACAAUUUUGUACGAAAGACAUUCUUCACUUUAGCAUUCUGUGACUUUUGUCGAAAGCUGCUUUUCCAGGGAUUCCGAUGCCAGACUUGUGGUUAUAAAUUUCACCAGCGCUGUAGUACAGAGGUGCCACUGAUGUGUGUUAAUUAUGACCAGCUUGAUUUGCUGUUUGUCUCCAAGUUCUUUGAACACCACCCAAUAUCGCAGGAGGAGGCCUCCUUAGGAGAGACCACCCAAGCAUCUGGAUCGUACUCCUCAGUGCCCCCAUCAGAUUCUAUUGGACCACCAAUUCUCCCUAGUCCUUCUCCUUCAAAAUCCAUUCCAAUCCCACAGCCCUUCCGACCAGCAGAUGAAGACCAUCGGAAUCAAUUUGGGCAACGAGACCGCUCGUCUUCAGCACCCAAUGUGCACAUCAAUACAAUAGAGCCUGUCAAUAUUGAUGACUUGAUUAGAGACCAGGGGUUACGAGGAGAGGGAGGUUCAACCACCGGUUUGUCUGCCACCCCACCUGCCUCCUUGCCUGGGUCCCUUACCAGUGUGAAAGCUUUACAGAAGUCCCCCGGACCACAACGAGAGAGGAAGUCAUCCUCAUCCUCAGAAGACAGGAAUAGAAUGAAAACCCUUGGUCGACGGGACUCAAGUGAUGAUUGGGAGAUACCAGAUGGGCAGAUUACAGUCGGACAAAGGAUAGGAUCUGGAUCAUUUGGAACAGUCUACAAGGGAAAAUGGCAUGGUGACGUGGCAGUGAAAAUGUUGAAUGUUACAGCACCCACGCCUCAGCAAUUACAGGCCUUCAAGAAUGAAGUAGGCGUGCUCAGGAAAACCCGACAUGUGAAUAUCCUUCUUUUCAUGGGUUAUUCAACAAAGCCACAGUUGGCUAUUGUUACACAGUGGUGCGAGGGUUCCAGUUUGUAUCACCAUUUGCAUAUCAUUGAGACCAAAUUUGAGAUGAUCAAACUCAUUGAUAUUGCACGACAGACUGCACAAGGCAUGGAUUACUUGCACGCCAAGUCAAUCAUCCACAGAGACCUCAAGAGUAAUAAUAUAUUCCUUCAUGAAGACCUUACUGUAAAAAUAGGUGAUUUUGGUCUAGCCACAGUGAAAUCACGAUGGAGUGGAUCCCAUCAGUUUGAACAAUUGUCUGGGUCCAUUCUAUGGAUGGCACCAGAAGUAAUCAGGAUGCAAGAUAAAAACCCUUAUAGCUUUCAAUCAGAUGUAUAUGCAUUUGGGAUUGUUCUUUAUGAGCUGAUGACUGGGCAGUUACCAUACUCGAACAUCAACAACAGGGACCAGAUCAUUUUUAUGGUGGGACGAGGAUACCUGUCUCCAGAUCUCAGUAAAGUGCGAAGUAACUGUCCAAAAGCCAUGAAGAGGCUAAUGGCAGAGUGCUUGAAGAAGAAAAGAGAUGAGCGACCCCUCUUUCCACAGAUUCUUGCCUCCAUUGAGCUUCUGGCUCGGUCAUUGCCAAAAAUUCACCGCAGUGCAUCUGAGCCCUCAUUAAACCGGGCUGGCUUCCAGACGGAGGAUUUUAGUCUGUAUACUUGUGCUUCUCCAAAAACACCCAUCCAGGCAGGGGGAUACGGAGAAUUUGCAGCGUUCAAGUAGCCACAGCGCCAUGGCAGCACCUACUCUAUUAUUUAAGUCUUGUGUUCCUACAGUUUCUUAACAUCAAAACUCUGUUCUGCUCCUCAAAACCUAAAGCAAUUUAGGAAAAGAUAUCCGUAAGCUUAGAGUGGAGCAGAAUGGAACUGCUGGUCCAACACAAGGGUGGGGGGAAUAAUCUUUUUAGGAACCAGAAUUCUCUGCUGCCAGUGUUUCUCCUUCAACACAAAACACCACGUGUAUUCAGAGACCCGCAGUGGCUGCCUGUACCGUUGUCAUCAUUCCCAGGAGAGAGGAGAGGGCACGCGUGUUUUGACUUUGGUGCUCAGGCAUAAGGGGAUGGAACUGCUGCAGCAACUUAAGAGACUUGCUUUGGAUGUCUGCCAGUUGGCUUUCUCCCUCUAACAACGAAUCAUCAGAGGCUGAACAUCUGAUGAGAGUGCUAAUCAAAAGAAUCAUCUUCUGUUCUGAUUUAUUUUUUUCCUGGCAUGCUUACUGAUUUCUGGGUCAAAAUGCAGUAUCCCCUUUUCAUUUAAAUGCAAAUAUCAAACAUUUCAAUCGAUCUAUGUCAUUGACUUUUAUCCCAGUCAUAUUUGAUAUUUUGAGGGGUGGUAGGUGGCUUCAGGAGAAGUUAAUCUGGAGGAAAAGGGGAUGCUGCACCAUUUUUCAAAUUUACUUUUCACUUACCCAAAAACUACCCUUUUCUUGUUUCUAAUACUUUCUGGUGUGCUCAGACAGGGCAUCUUUCAGAAGGGUUGGGAAGCUCCUCUCGUUGGUCCAGCAACAAACUAAAGUUAACAAAAAAAAAUGUAGCAAGUUCUCAAAAUAUUUUUUUGUAUCAUCUAAUUAAAUGUAUUUUUCAGAAAUGCGAUAAUGGCAUCUGAAGUCUGUAAAACUGCUAAUACAGACUCUGGAAUGGUGUUUGUACCUAUUUUAAAAGUUUUAUUUUAAAUGAGGGUGCAGGUUAAUGCCAGGUACCUUACCAAUGUAUAAGGUUUUCAUAAACAGGAAAAAAUAGUUCUCAGGUUGAAUUGGAAAAAAAAUAAAUACAAAAAUCCCCCCCUCCCCUGAAUUAGACAUUCUGCAAAUUGUGUUUUGGUACUUAGAGAGCUUUUUUAAAAGGAUUUUUAUCCUGUUAACUCAGUGUUCUCUGAUAAGUGU
Messenger RNA from Terrapene triunguis (Three-toed box turtle), 3468 nucleotides. It is a transcript of the gene BRAF, whose product is annotated as B-Raf proto-oncogene, serine/threonine kinase. Lineage: Eukaryota; Metazoa; Chordata; Testudines; Emydidae. The transcript is spliced from 19 exons. Gene Ontology annotation, biological process: signal transduction; protein phosphorylation. The record is from RefSeq and is a predicted model, not a curated record. Gene Ontology annotation, cellular component: cytosol; plasma membrane; mitochondrion. The coding region runs from base 7 to 2310 and encodes 767 amino acids. Gene Ontology annotation, molecular function: protein kinase activity; ATP binding.